AUCUAUUAAAAAAAAGAAAAAAAGAAAGAAAAGAAUUUGAUAAAAGAUAAGGGAUAGGUCGUUCUUCGUUCACUUUACUGAAUCAUUUUCUGAAAACGCGCAUUGAUUAAAAGACCAAUGUAUAACGGCAUGUAAAUCGAAAGUAGCGAUAUGGGAUUUACCGUUUUCAGAAAAACCAAUACGGAAUUAUAACAAAAUGGAGGAAAGCUAGCUGAUGGAAAGUAUAGCUGACAGUUAACCUUCAAUCAUUAACAGAGAAAUCUUCAAGUUAUAGAUAAAACAUUAUGGCUGACAGACGCGACCGUGAUGGACCACGACCUGGUUUAAGAAGAGGUCUUAGAGCAGGAAGACCACUUCGACAGGAACUUGAUGAUUGGGAUGAAGAUGAAGAUGAAGGCCAGUAUUUACCUCCUGGGAGAGAAGCACGCGAAAACCAUGAUAGAUAUGAUCGAUACGAAAGACCAAACAGAGGAGAUGACCGUGACGAUAGACGGCGGUAUGAUGAUAGAGAUUACCGGGAUGAUAGACGUAACGUUAGGGAAAGAGAUGACCGAGACGAUAGACGCGCAUAUGGUGAAAGAGACGCCCGUGAUGACAGAGGGAUAUUUGGUGCUAGAGGAAUGCAUGCUCACGGUAGGCGUUUGCCUGGUGACCGAGGUGGAAUUAACAAUAGGGGUGGGCGUGGGGGAGGCAAUCGACGAGACAAACCAUUGGUGGUUGGUUUUAGAUUUUUAGAAGGUCUACAAAAACGGGAGCCACCAGAUAUAGUUUUAACAUUAUCACAUCCUAAUACGGGUUUACGAGAAGGACUCGUGGAGUGUGUUUCGAAACCGGACGUGUUACGAUUGAUGAUCAAUGUGCUAGCCAAAGCUUUUUCAUGUGACUCAACUCCAGAACAAUUGAAUCGCAUAUACAUAAUAAUAAAAGAAUGUCAGUUUUUUGACACGAUUAUGGAUCAUUUCCUAGACAUGACGGCCGAAGAUCGUGUUUCCGAGCAGAGGAAAUUCCGCCAGCCAAUAAAGGACAUGAUAACAAUCAUGGAAGCGAUAUCAAGGAAAUAUCCAACUUCUGUGACCCAAUUUAUAGGAAUACACUCGGUUUUGAAAAUAGUGAUUGAUGACCUCAGAGUUAAUACGACUGACGUCAUAGAUGAUAAGUUACUAGAUGCUUUCCGUGAAUUUACUGAUUACACAGGCAAACUGCUUAAGCGCGGGGAAAGACGUCGUGCUGAUAAUCCAAGACAGCGACAAGCCGAGGUUGAUGAACCUCCGGAUGAUUUCAGAGAGAUACAGAUAUUCCCCCAGACCGCUGACAUGCAGCCCACCGAUGACAGAUACUUAAGAGUCAAUAAAACAAAGGGUCGCUACCAGGACGUUGAUCAUUACUUAGAUGUUCAAUUUCGCCUACUGAGGGAAGACUUCGUUGCCCCACUUAGAGAUGGUGUAAGUAGUUACAUUCAGGUCAUGCAAGAAAAGGGAAAGAAAAAACAAAAAAUCCAAGACGUUCGCAUUUACAACAAUGUAAGAUUGAUAUCACCUGAAUGUGGGGAAAAUGGUCUAUGUCACGUCCUCCAGUUUGAUGUCAGUCAGCUUACAAAAGUCCGAUGGAACUCGACAAAGAGACUUAUAUAUGGAUCAUUGGUAUGUUUGUCCCCAGAUAAUUUUACAUCAUUCUAUUUUGCCACUGUUGUGAAUCGAGAGCCAAAACAGUUGGUAAAAGGUCUUUUCAUAGUCCGCUUUGAGCACGACCCCGAAACAGUAAGGACUUUGUUUGGACAAGUAUUUACAAUGGCUGAAACAACGGCGUAUUUUGAAUCAUACAGACAUGUUUUGACGGGGUUACAGCAAAUAAGACAGGGUAAUUUGCCUUUUGAAAGAUACAUUAUUCAAUGUGAAAGCCGGGUUCAAUCUCCUGCCUAUUUACGCCGGGACGUUGAUACUAGAUACGAUCUUCGGCCUCUUGUUGACGAAAAUAUCAUACUGCAAGAUGACAGAAGACUUGGUGAGAACAUUGGGGAGGUGGAGAUCGUAAAUGCAAAUUAUCAAUUUAGUGAUCGUUCGUUACCAGCUAGGAAUAUCAGGGUUCUCGAUCGUUCAACUUGGCCACCAGCUGAUUUACUUCACCUUGAUGAUUCGCAAUAUAAGGCUAUUCACACAGCACUAACAAAUGAGUUUGUUAUCACUCAGGGACCACCCGGAACCGGGAAAACCUACAUUGGCCUUAAAAUAGUGAAAGCUCUUCUUCAUAAUAAAGAUGUUUGGUCAAGGAAUCCGGGUACAGGUGUAAAAGAUCACCGUCCAAUGUUAAUUGUUUGCUAUACCAAUCAUGCCCUUGACCAGUUUCUGGAAGGAAUUGUAAAGUUCUAUAAGGGUGACAUUCUUCGUGUUGGGGGCAGAAGUAGUAGCGAAAUUCUGAAAGAAUAUAAUCUUCACAAUUUUCGACAGAGGUUUAGACAUGCUAAAAAGAUACCUGUUGCAAUCUUUCAAGGAAGACGUGAAGCAAAGAGCGAAAUGGAUUCAGUUACUGCAGAGAUUAAUAAAGUCAGUGCAAAAAUACAAAUCGCAACAACUUGCAUACUUCGUGAAGAAUUUUUGCAGCCAUUUAUGGGACAAGAACAUAGUUUAUUAUUUACACAACAAUUUAAUAUCUUGAUGCAAGUGUACCCAGAAGCAAUGCAGUUUAUAGGUAAAAACCAUUCGAUCAUUGUUGAAUGGUUGGAGCUUGGUAAUCUUGCACCAAUAGUUGAAAUGGAGGGAAAUCUAGCACCAGAGUUUGAACAGCAGGAAAUACCAAAUAUUGAAGAACAAGAAGAUGAACUCAUUGAUGUUGAGGACGAGGUUGACGCAAUUCAAGCAAACAGACAAUUAGAUGCUGGUGAGGACGAUGACUUAGAUGACUUAUUUGACGAGAUUAUAAAUGGAGAGCAUGAAUUAACGAGAAAAGAAAAGAACGAAAUUAGAGUGAGAUUGGCUAUAAGUGAGCAACAAAAGGCAGUUGCAUUGCAUGUGGACCGGAUGGGUGAAAAACCAAAGAAUGUUCUUGACGGAGAAUGGCAAGUAACAAAAAAGCAGCGAAGAAAACUUAAACAGAAAACACAGAAAAACUUAGCUUCCGGAGAAGUAAUGACUGAAGAAGAAGCACGAGGCAUAACAGACUUGUGGAGAAUGUCGAAUAAAGAUAAAUGGAGACUGUAUCGUAUGUGGGUGCAGAAAUAUUGCGAUUUUCUGAUGACACAAAUUGGAGAAAAACAAGAAGAGUUUGAGGCAGCAGCAAGACGAUAUAGAGAGGCUUUAAUGCAAGAGGACAAAGAAGUUAUGAGACAUUCAACAAUCAUUGGGAUGACAACAACGGGAGCAGCAAGAUAUCAGGCCGUGCUUCAAGAGAUAGGACCUAGAAUAAUCGUUGUAGAAGAAGCUGCCGAGGUUCUUGAGGCUCAUAUUGUAACAACACUUAGUAGAGGUUGUGAACAUUUGAUUUUAAUUGGAGAUCACAAACAACUUAAACCAAAUCCAACUGUUUAUAAAUUGGCAACAGACUAUAGUCUGGACGUUUCUCUAUUUGAACGGAUGAUCGGUAACGGAAUAAAGUGUGAUUGUUUAGAACUUCAGCACAGAAUGCGACCAGAAAUAGCAGAGCUUAUGCAUCACAUUUAUGAAAACUUAAAAGAUCACAAUGAUGUUAAAAAGUAUGACACAAUAAAAGGGAUUUCACAGAAUAUCUUUUUUGUUGAUCAUAGAAAUGAAGAAACGCAUGAAGAAGAUUUGAGAAGUCAUUCAAAUAGAUAUGAGGCAGAAUAUAUUGUUGCGUUAUGCAGAUAUCUUCUUUUGCAAGGCUACAAACCGUCUCAGAUAACAGUUCUGACACUUUAUUCGGGUCAGUUGUUUUGCCUUAGGGGAAUGAUGCCAAAGGAAGAAUUUGAUGGUGUAAGGGUCACGGUUGUUGACAACUAUCAGGGAGAGGAAAACGACAUUAUCCUUUUAUCUCUCGUAAGAAGCAAUGAAGAAGGGAGCAUAGGAUUCCUUAAAAUAGAAAACCGGGUUUGCGUUGCAUUGUCAAGGGCAAAGAAAGGGUUUUAUGCAAUAGGAAAUUUUGAACUGCUGAGAGACAAGUCAAAACUAUGGAAUGAGGUUGUUAUUGAUAUGAAAAAUAAAGGGAGGUUAGGAGAAGGUCUUGUAUUGUAUUGUCAGAAUCAUCCAGAUGAUAAUGGUUUAAUUGCAAAGCAACCGGGAGAUUUUUUGCAAGCACCAGAAGGAGGUUGUAACAAGAAAUGCAACACUCGUUUAGACUGUGGCCAUGUAUGUGAGAUGUAUUGUCACGUUGUUGACCAAGAUCAUAAAGAUUAUAUAUGUCGAAAGAGAUGCGGUAAAGUGAUUUGCGAUAAUGGACAUAGAUGCAAACAGAUAUGUGAUAAGAAAUGUGGGCAAUGCUUAGAAAAGAUAGAAAAGAAGAUGCCAAGAUGUGGCCAUAUUCAACAGGUGCCCUGUUCUAUGAGUGCGUCGGAAUUUGAGUGCAAAGGUGAAUGCAAAGAUACUUUAGAAUGCGGUCAUCAAUGUCAAUCGAAAUGUGGCAUGGCUCAUACUGAGUAUUGUAAUGUUACUGAUGAAAAAACGUGGCCAUGUGGACAUACAGGGAAGAUUCAUUGUUAUCAGAAGAAUGAAGCUCUCUGUCCUGAGCCAUGUGAUGAGAUACUUGGCUGCGAACAUCGCUGCCAAGGAACAUGCGGUAAAUGCUUCCAAGGCCGUUUACACAUGCCAUGUGUUAACGAUUGUAUAAGAAUACUUGUAUGUGGACAUGAAUGUACAGAUACGUGUAACCAAUGUCCACCUUGCAAAAGAAAAUGUGAAAACAGAUGCCAGCAUAGUAAGUGUAAUAGAAGAUGUGGGGAACUAUGUGUUCCUUGUAUGGAACUGUGUACAUGGAGAUGCGAGCACUAUAGAUGUGGCCUUCUAUGCAGUGAGCCUUGUGACAGACCUAGAUGUGAUCAGCCUUGUAGGAAACGUUUGCCAUGUGGGCAUCAGUGCAUCGGAUUGUGUGGCGAACCAUGUCCGACAGACUGUAGGAUUUGCGAUAAACAAAAGGUGACAGAAUUACUAUUUGGAGAAGAAGAUGAGCCAUGGGCAAAAUUUGUAUUACUAGAGGACUGUAGAACGAAAUGCAUUAUAGAAUCAAAUGCAAUGGAUCGUUAUAUGGAUAUGGGUGAUGACCGAGGCGAAAUCAAGCUUAAAGACUGUCCAAAAUGCAAAACGCCAAUUCGAAAAAGCAAUCGAUACAGGAAAAUUAUCAAUAAAACAUUGCAAGACAUUGAAUCUGUAAAAAGAAAUGUUCUUGUAAACAAAGACAGAAUUGUUCGAUUGGAGACAGAACUUAAGGAUGCUAUUGCUGAAGAAACAAGUGCUGGUAUUCGUUUGUCGAUGAAAAGAAGAUUAAAUGCGAUGCAUGAACCAAAGGCAGAGAAUGCAUUAGCCGCCAUGCUGAAUCAAAUGACUCUGCUGAAACACCUCGCGAAAAUUGAGGAUAACUGGAAGGAUUUACACGGAAUAGCCUUUGCAACCGAAAAGGCUGAAGCAGUCAAAUUUCUUAAUCAAUUCCGAGAUUGGAUUCUUGUUGAAAGAUCAAUUAUGACUCAGCAGGAAAUAAAUGAUGCCGAAUCAGAGCUGGAAAGGUCAAAGGCUUAUCUUAAACUUUUACUUCAUCAACAGAAAGCACGGUUACUUGGUAAAACAAUUGACCCUUUAUUCAGGAAAACGAUUGUUGAGGCAGAAAAACUUCUAAAAAGACAUAAAAAGUACGGAGAAAUAAGACAUAUUGUUGCAAAAUGCUUAGAAAAAUUGAAAGAUGCAUUCCCGUUAAGCGAACUCGGUGUCACUGAUGAAGAGCGAUUGAUGAUUGUUAAAGCAAUGGCUUUACCACAGGGACAUUGGUUUAGAUGUCCAAAAGGACAUGUAUAUGCUAUUGCUGACUGUGGGGGAGCUACAACAGAGGGUACUUGUCCAGAGUGUGGUAGUGCAAUUGGAGGGGGUAAUCACCGUUUAAGGGAAGACAAUCGGUUCUUUGGAGAAAUGGAUGGAGCCCAACAUCCAGCUUGGUCUGAGCAAGCCAAUUUAGGAAAUUAUGGAUUUAAUGCCGAAUUUUGUCUGAAAACAUAUGAACACUGUUUACUCGCAUCAUUAAAGAUACACACUGCAGGUAAAAAGAUGGCCGACAGACAAGAACGUUUCCGGCACGAAGACUAUAGACCUUCUCGAAAUGGAAGGUCGUUUAGAGAUCUACGUGAAAACGGUGACAGAUAUGACUCGAGGAAUCAAAGAAGCAGUACACGUGAAGAUAGAAAUCGUUACUAUGCUGGCGGGAAUAGGAAUGACAAUAACCAUGGAAGAGAUGACCGUGAGGAUAGGCAGAUGUAUGACAACAGAAGAUAUCGGGACGAUAGAUGCGGUAGACAAAUAUUUGAACGUGAUGAUAGACGUGCAUUUACGAGAAGAGACGACAUUGAUGCUAAACAAGGUUCUAGUAGAAGAAUAGAAUUACACGAUAGGCGUUCUUUAUCUGAAGAAGAGGGUAAUACAAAUAGACGCGACAUAAGGGAGAGACAAACUUAUAGACAUUCUACGGAUAGAAAUUGUGUUCGAAGUAAUAAUACAGACAGAUGGUAUGGUGGUGUCCAAGCUAACAACCAAAGAGUUACAUUAAAUAGUAGAGGAGGGCGCGAAAAAAUGGGUUUUCAGCCACCGGUUUUAAAUUUUAAAUUCUUAAAUGAGCUUCAGAAGCAAGAACCAUUUGAAAUUCUAAUGACUUUAGCUAAUCCGGAAACAGGAUUGAGGGAUGAACUUAUUCAGUUGUUUCGAAGACCAUUUGUUGCAAGAUUACUGUUAAGUGUUUUAGUUAAGGCAUUCACGUGUACCUCAGCUCUAGAUAAGCUGCAUGACGUCUUUGAAAUACUGAAAAGUGGUAAAUUCAUAGAUAAAACAAUGGAUUUCUUCCUUCAAAUGAAAGAUGAAGACCGUAUCCACGAGCAGGCGACAUUCCGGCAAUCAAUUGUUGACAUGUUUUCAAUCAUGAAAGAGAUGGACAGUUUUGAGAAAUGCAGACUCUCAAAAACAGAAUUUAAAGGUGUAAAAGCAAUACUAACAUCGGUAAUAGAAUAUUUGAAGGAAAACACAAAUGACGUUAUUGACGACGAGGUAGUGAACGCUUUUCGCGAAUUCACAGAAAAUUCUGACAGACUCACAAAGUGCGAAAAGAGAGGUCACAAUGACAUGCAAGAUGGUGGUGUCGUUGACGUACCUCCAAAGAAAUGUAAGGAUGUCCAGACGUCAUCUGACAGCAAUGCCGCAAAGUGUCUUUUGUCAUCCACGAUGGACAAAGUUGAUACCGGUACUUUAAGCGACUCAACAGAACCCGAGUGUAAACAUAUACUAGACUGCGGUCAUAAAUGUCAAGCAAAAUGUCAUAUGCCUCAUACAGAGGUUUGCGAUAUCGAUGUUGAAAAGACGUUUCCAUGUGGACAUAUAGGCAAUGUCAAAUGCUACAAAAAGGACAGUGCUAUGUGUCAAGAGCCAUGUGGUGGUAUCUUAGCUUGUGAACAUCCUUGCAUAGGAACAUGUGCAGAAUGCUUCCAAGGUCGAUUGCAUAAGCCGUGUGAAGACCAGUGCAAAAGAAUAUUAGUAUGUGAUCAUGAAUGUACUAACAAAUGCAACCUAUGCCUGCCAUGUACAAGAAUAUGUGAAAAUAGAUGUCAACAUAGCAAAUGUAUUAAGCGGUGUGGAGAAUUGUGUGUACCUUGUAAGGAAAAAUGUACUUGGAACUGUGAACAUUUACAGUGUGGUAAACUUUGCAGUGAGCCAUGUGACCGAGCGAGAUGUGACCAGCCAUGCAAGAAGAGGCUUGCUUGUGGCCAUCAAUGCAUUGGCCUAUGCGGAGAACCAUGUCCUUCUGAUUGUAGAGUAUGUAAUGAACAGACGGUCACCGAAAUAUUCUUUGGAAAUGAAGACGAAUCUGAUGCAAUGUUUGUACUGCUUGAAGACUGUAGAGCUAAAUGUAUCAUUGAAUCAAAUGCUAUGGAUAAUUAUAUGGAUCAGAAAAACAAUGAUGGUAAAAUAAAACUGAAAGAGUGUCCAAAAUGUAAAACGCCAAUAAGAAAAAGUAAUCGGUAUAGACAUAUUAUUAAUGAGACUCUUCUUGACAUUGAAAAAGUAAAGGAAAACAUCUUGCUUAAUAAAAAGGAAGGUAGGAGAUUAGAAAAUGAAAUAUUUCAAUCACUUCUUGCAGUUGAAGAUAAAACAAUUACACAAUCAGUGAAACAGAAAAUAAGAGCGAUGAAAGAACCAAAGUCUGAAAAAACUUUAGUAACAAUGCUGAAUCAGCUAUCUCUUUUGAAAGCAAUCUUGAAAUUGGCAAAAGAGUGGAAGGACCAGGUGCAGCGUGAAAAUUUAAAGGACGAUCUUAAAACGGCGCUUGAGUUUUUACAGCGUUUCCAGUAUUGGGUCAUGCAGGAUCGGUCUUUUAUGACCGAUGAGGAAAUAUCCGAUGCCAAGCUUGAAAUUUCAAGAUCAUAUGACCUUAAGAAGUUAUUACUAUAUAAGCAACAAGCCACUGACAUAGGUCAAGACAUAGACAGUUCUCUUCAAGCAAAUAUAUCAGAGGCUGUGAGUUUACUUAUUGGAAGCGGGAAAUAUGGGCAACAAGUUCGCAGUACCGUAGAAUCAUGCCUGAAAGAACUAAAGGAUGCUCUACCUCAAAGCGGUCUAGGUGUUUCAGAAGAAGAGAAGAUUAUGAUAGUCAAAGCUAUGGAUUUCCAAAAAAAGGGACAUUGGUACAAAUGUCCGAACGGGCAUAUAUAUGUCAUCACAGAAUGUGGUGGUGCUAUGGAGGUGAGUCGUUGCCCGGAAUGUAACAGUGCUAUCGGGGGAGCGAGCCACCAGCUAAGAGAUGAUAACCAAGUGGCAACAGAAAUGGAUGGGGCCCAAUUCAGCGCUUGGUCUGAACAGGCAAAUAUGGAGAACUAUGACCAAUUCGAAUUAUUUGAUUAAACAGUUUUUAGAUUGACUUACAAAUAGUUUUGAUUCAAAAGGAAACACAGCGUUUUUUGCAUACGGACAGCGAGAAGACUUUCCCUAAUCAUUCUUUGAGAAACAACGAGAUAUAAGUGUGUGUGCUAUAUAUUUUUUAAAAAAGCUAAAUACUUGUGUAAGCAAUUAGAUAUGAAUAACACAUAUUUAAUUAACUUUAAGUAUCAUAUGUUCGAAUGUAUGUCUUCAUAUGGAGCGAGAGUUUCAUAGAAUCACAAUUACAUCAACAUGACACUGACAUUUGCGUCUCUAUCAUAGUACCUAGUGGUUAUAAAUGUUUGUAUUUUGUAGAUCCAUAGGAUAAAGAAUAUGGAUGUUUGCAUGUAAAGUAGUAAUAUAUCAAAUUUACAUAAUUAUGUAAAAGUUUUAAAAAUGCUUAAUUAAAUAAGAUUUCGUUUUAACUCAACUGCACCUGAGCACAAAGCGCUUACAGAUGAGCAAUUCUGAUAAAGGUGUGUCUGUUGUCUGUAGUCCGUCGUUGACCACAAUUUAUUUACACAAUAGAUUCUUAUAAGCAACUUGGUGUAUUUCGACAAAACUGCAUGAGAAUGAAUUUUAGCUGGUCCCUUACAAGAAAUUUUUAUCAAUCUUCAUUUUCAAAAACUACAAUGUCAAGAGCUUAUAAAUCACCAUGUGACCUUCUUUUAAAGUCACUUCAGUGUUGUUAUAUUUUUCUGGUCCUUCGGGAUCAUUGAUUCGAUCACAUUUAAGUGUUGAGAAUUGAGUACCGCUUAAGCAGGUGCUAAGAAACUACAACGCCAACAGUUUAGAUAUUUGACAUGUAGUAUUGCCUAGAUGUCUACAAUAGUAAUGCUACUAUGGUCAAUAAAUGGUCCGCCCUUUAAGUUUCUUACUGAACAUAGACUUGCAUGGUUAACAUGCUUCAAACAUGUAAGUACAAUGCCCAGAGCCGCCUUGGUACUUGUCAUGUACAAUAUCACCUUGUGUUCCUCUACAAAAGUUAUAUUAAUCAUGCCUAUUGGAUAAAAAUUAAAUAAUAUAAACAUUGUAUUAAAAUGAACUACAUGUGAGUAUUCUUUAAUCAAACGACAACGUCAAGAGCUUAGAAAUUUGGAAUGUAGCAUUGCGUAAUAUAUCUUUACAAAAGAUGUUUAAGUCUAGCCCAUGCGAUACAAUUUGUCCCAUUCUUUUGGACACUUAAUUAAAAAUCUUCUUCUCUGACAUUGCAGUGCAAAGAGCUUAGACAUUUGAAAUGUAGCAUCACCAUAUGGUCCCCGAUAAAAGUUAUGUUAUUCAUGCAACUGUUGUUAAAUUGCCCAGCCCUGUAGGCCAAUUACUUAACACAAAUUUGCAUGGCAAACAUGUCUUCGAAAUCAUCUUCUGUGACAGUACUAUAGAUCAUUUCUAUAUCAAUUUCUGCUUGUAAAAAAUUGAUUUUCUAUGUUUGUUAGUUUUGCAGCGUGAGGUUACAUAUAUCGUAUCAUUUUAAUUUCUUUUCUUUUUCAUGUGUCUUCUUUAACACGACAAGAAGAAAAUUAACUUAGACACCAUACUUAUUGCUUCAUCUUGUGAAUAAAAUAAUUGUUCAUAUUAAAAAUAAACUGAUUUUCAAUGUAGUAUAUAAAUGACGGCAAAGAGAUAAUGUUCAACUAUUUAACACUCAGUUUUAUGUUAAUAAGAGCAUUUCAUCGCAAAUAUGAUUAAAUUUUUAUGUUUAUAUAAUAGCUUAUUUCAUUAUGGGGUAGAUACAAACUAUUGAUUCUACUGAAUGCUGAUUUUAUCUUUUCAUUAUUUUUUAUAUAAUUGCAGUUUUUGCUUAGUAUGAAUAUACCCGUAUGAUACACGUAUUGUUUACUUUGAUUAUCAUGUCAAUUAGGCUACAUAACAGCGUGUAUUUCUUGUUUUGUUUAUUAUUCAAUCGGCUAUAUCUCUGUCAACAUUACGAGAAUAAGUGCUUGUUUAUGAAUUAUAUAGCUUGUUUUAAUAAAUAGGUUUAUAAAUUUGCGUUA
Molecule: messenger RNA, 11038 nt
Organism: Ruditapes philippinarum (Manila clam)
Lineage: Eukaryota; Metazoa; Mollusca; Bivalvia; Venerida; Veneridae
Product: NFX1-type zinc finger-containing protein 1-like
Exons: 13
Coding region: 285-9029 (2914 amino acids)
Biological process (GO): regulatory ncRNA-mediated heterochromatin formation
Cellular component (GO): nucleus; nuclear RNA-directed RNA polymerase complex
Molecular function (GO): zinc ion binding; helicase activity
Source: RefSeq, a predicted model, not a curated record